AUGAAGUGCCAGCACUGUGUCACCAUCCAGGUUUCUGUUCAUCAUCACAAAGCACUGCAGAGUGUUGCAGGUGGAGAGCUCUUCGACUUCUUAGCUGAGAAAGAAUCUCUCACGGAGGAGGAAGCCACAGAAUUUCUCAAACAGAUACUUAAUGGUGUUCAGUAUCUCCACUCUCUGCAAAUUGCCCACUUUGAUCUUAAGCCUGAAAACAUAAUGUUGUUGGACAGGAAUGUACCAAAGCCUCGAAUCAAGAUUAUUGACUUUGGUCUAGCACACAAAAUUGACUUUGGAAAUGAAUUCAAAAAUAUCUUCGGAACACCAGAGUUUGUUGCUCCUGAAAUAGUAAAUUAUGAGCCUCUUGGUCUUGAAGCAGAUAUGUGGAGCAUUGGUGUAAUAACUUACAUUCUUCUAAGUGGUGCAUCGCCAUUUCUUGGAGAAACCAAACAGGAAACAUUAGCAAACGUGUCUGCUGUGAAUUAUGAAUUUGAAGACGAGUUCUUCAGUAAUACCAGUGCCCUAGCUAAAGAUUUUAUACGAAGACUUCUAGUCAAGGAUCCAAAGAAGAGAAUGACUAUUCAAGACAGUUUGCUGCAUCCUUGGAUCAAGCCUAAAGAUACCCAGCAAGCACUUAGUAGAAAAGCAUCUGCCGUGAAUAUGGAGAAAUUCAAAAAGUUCGCAGCACGACGAAAAUGGAAA
Molecule: messenger RNA, 696 nt
Organism: Pelecanus crispus (Dalmatian pelican)
Lineage: Eukaryota; Metazoa; Chordata; Aves; Pelecaniformes; Pelecanidae
Source: RefSeq, a predicted model, not a curated record